Molecule: messenger RNA, 1593 nt
Organism: Chrysemys picta bellii (western painted turtle)
Lineage: Eukaryota; Metazoa; Chordata; Testudines; Emydidae
Source: RefSeq, a predicted model, not a curated record
AUGGCCGAGGCCCCGGGGCGCCAGGCUCUGGGGGGGCUGUGGCUGGGGGGGGGCGCGGCCCUGGGGGUGCUGGCAUGUGUCAUCGCCCUUAUGGCCCAGCAGGCCCACCUGGGAGCCCUGCGGGGGGAACUGACCCAGCUCCGGGGGGAGCUGGCGGCCGCCAGGAGGGGAGAGACCAGGCCCCCUGGAGAGACGCAGGAGCCUGGGGAGCUGGAGCCCCCCCUGGCUGCGGGGGUCCAGGCCCCCAUGGUUUGGCGAAGGGGGAAAAGGGGCUCUGAGGGGAAGUCAAGGCAGCAGGACCAGCGGCAGCAACACAGGAAACGCUCGGUUCUGCACCUGGCCCCCAGCCAUCGCUCCACCAACAGCGUUUUCCAGCUGCAGCGUGGGGACCAGCUGAGUCUCCGGGUGCCCCGGGCCAACGCAUCACUAGAUCUCAGCCCGCAUGGGACGUUCCUGGGCCUGGUCCGCCUGUAGAGGGCCGGCCACCCCCCCGCCCCCAGGAGAGGAAGGGACCCAGGCGUCCGGGGAGCUGCAGAGGGACUCGGCUAGAAAAGGGACCCAGGCGUCCGAGAAGCUGCAGAGGGAAUCAUCCGGAAGGGACCCAGGCAUCCGGGGAGCUGCAGAGGGAAUCGUCCAGAAGGGACCCAGGCAUCCGGGGAGCUGCAGAGGGACUCGGCCAGAAGGAACCCAAGCGUCCAGGGAGCUGCAGAGGGAAUCAUCCAGAAGGGACCCGGGGAGCUGCAGAGGGACCAGGCCAGAAGGGACCCAGGCAUCCGGGGAGCUGCAGAGGGAAUCAUCCGGAAGGGACCCGGGGAGCUGCAGAGGGACCAGGCCAGAAGGGACCCAGGCAUCUGGGGAGCUGCAGAGGGACUCGGCCGGACGGAUCCCAGGGGACCUGCAGAAGGGAGCUGCAGAGGGACCUGGCCAGAAGGGACCCAGGUGCCCGGGAAAAUCCCAGGGCUGUGAUUUUGGGGUCUCAUCAUUGGGGCGGGUGCAGGACUCCACCCUGACCACCAGGGGGCACCCCCGAGGAUAGCCUGAACCGAACCAACCCCCCCCCCCAAAAAAAACGAAGGAAAUUCCAGCCCAAAAACUUUGUGAAGGUGGCGAAUGGGGCACAGUGAACAAACAUGCCCAGGGGAUGGGCGACUGGGAGCCCGGACUCCUGGGUUCUCUCUUCAGUUCUGAGUGGGGUCUAGUGGCUUGGAACAAGGGCAGGGGAGGAGCCAGGACUCCUGGGUUCUUAUUUGGCUUUGUCCGAAGCCCGGCAGCGACAGGGAUACAGACCACUCGGCCGGUCUGGGAGGAAGGGACCCAGGCAUCCGGGGAGUUGCCAAGGAACUCAGCUGGCCUGGGAGGAGCCACAGGGGGGCGUUAAGAGGACACAUCCCGUUUGUUACAGUCCCGGGUGGGAGCAGGGGAGUGGCGGGGGGCUGGGUUCGCCUGGGGGCUCUGCUGUGGGUUUGUUACCUGCUAAUAAAAACUGAUUCCACUUGCCAAACACCCCCCUCGUGCCCCCAUCUGCUCGGACCCCAGCAGGUCCGUCACAGACACCUUCCGGCUUUGUCCUUACGGAGACCGGGCUGCGCCCCC